AUGGCUUCCAAUAACGACCUUCCCCGCAUCCGAGCAUGUCUCUUUGACAUGGACGGGUUGUUGAUUGACUCGGAGGACUUGUACACCGUGAUUACGAAUGAAAUCCUCGAGAAGUACGGAAGACCUCUCCUUCCCUGGUCAAUUAAGGCGCAGAUGCAGGGUCGGCCCGCACCGGAGGCUGGCAAGAUCUUCCAUGACUUUGCCCAGCUCCCCAUCAGCGAUGAGCAGCUGAAUGAGGAGAGAUCGGCUCUGCAAAGGCACUACUUCCCACAGUCUCAGGCGCUCCCUGGUGUGCCGACUCUAUUGUCCAAUCUGGCUUCGACCCGGUCCACCGAUGAACCUGUAUACAUCGCGCUGGCGACUUCCUCGCACAGAACCAACUACAAAUUAAAGACUGAUCAUCUGACAGAGCUAUUCUCUGUGUUCCCUGAGAGCAAUAAGGUUCUCGGCGAUGAUCCACGUAUUGGUAAGGGACGAGGCAAGCCUCUCCCCGAUAUCUACUUGCUUGCGCUGGAGACCAUCAACGAAGACCUGCGCAGCAAGGGAAAGACUGAGAUUAAGCCCGAAGAGUGCCUUGUGUUUGAGGAUGCUGUGCCAGGUGUCGAGGCUGGUCGUCGUGCCGGCAUGCAGGUCGUCUGGUGCCCGCACCCUGGUCUUCUCGAGGCGUUCAAGGGCCGCGAAGACGAAGUGCUUGCUGGAGCCACUGGCUCGCACAAGGAGGAGGAGAAGUCCGAUGCCGAGAAGGAGGCAGAAGAGCUUCAGGCCUGGCGUGUGCAGGGCGCUGGCAAGCCCGGCAAGAUAGGUGAUGGCUUUGGCCAGAUCUAUUCUACUUUGGAGGAUUUCCCGUAUGCGAAGUAUGGCAUUCGGAUUCCCUGA
Molecule: messenger RNA, 876 nt
Organism: Penicillium paradoxum
Lineage: Eukaryota; Fungi; Ascomycota; Eurotiomycetes; Eurotiales; Aspergillaceae
Product: haloacid dehalogenase superfamily protein
Exons: 3
Coding region: 1-876 (291 amino acids)
Molecular function (GO): phosphatase activity
Source: RefSeq, a predicted model, not a curated record